Boleophthalmus pectinirostris (great blue-spotted mudskipper) is the source of this 2686-nucleotide messenger RNA. RefSeq lists its product as uncharacterized. Bases 158 to 2686 code for a protein of 842 amino acids. Lineage: Eukaryota; Metazoa; Chordata; Actinopteri; Gobiiformes; Gobiidae. The record is from RefSeq and is a predicted model, not a curated record. The transcript has 16 exons.
CGUCCUUAUUCAGGAAGUAAAUACGGAAAAGAAAAUUAUUUUUGGACCCAUUCACCAGUGAGGACGGGAUACUGAAAACAAUACAACACUAUUUUAGGUUCACUUUCCAGAUUUUGUUAUAGUUCUAUGAACCAGAUACGUGAAAACGUUUUUUGCAAUGGCAGACAUGAAUCCACUACCAAUUAGCCGCAAAAGAAAGUCCGUUUUUGAGGUCGCUGAAAGAAGAAGACAAGGGGAAAAGGAGCGAAGCAAAACUAAAGUGAUUCUUGGAGAUUCCUUCCAGCGAUGGCGCGCACUGAAGCAGACGAAGGGUCUAAAGACGGACGCGUUGGUCGCUAAAUUUCUUCUGGACAGUUAUGAUAAUGUCACGUCUGCCCCACAACCUGAAACUCCAUGGGUGAGACCCCCGCAGCCUCUAGUUUCCACUGUUGUUCAGGAAUCGGUCUCAGACAGGGAUGCAGAUUUUUUUGUGUUGUCCAGUGACAGCAGCAGUGAAGAAGAAACUUCUGCACCACAUAAAAAAGCUAGACCCUCCACCUCCAGAAAUGAACCAGAUGAGGAAGAAUUCAACAGUCUCCAAAAUACUAUUAUCGACUGGGAUGAUGAAACCUGGACUCCAGAAAUGGAAACACAAAGACAGUCUUCCUCUGAAGAGGAUGAGACAAAGGAGUUUGACUACAUACCACCAAUUUGUCUGCGGGCUGGAGGUGCAUUGAAACAACAGUUUUGUUUGGACACAUUUCCACAGAUUCACAUGGAUGAAACGGUCCAUGAUGAGCCUGACGACUGUGAAACAGUGGAAGAUGCCGUUCCUCCUGACACUGCUAUGGCUGUCACUGAGGAAGAUGUUUUGGGACAAAAAGCAUCCAUCAUCUAUCAUGAUGUCUUGAAGCAGCUUCUAGACUUUUUAAUCCUACCUGUGGACAAAUGCACAGCUGAUGACCCUGUCACAAAGAUGCCCUGCAAUGCAGCAAAACCCUUUGAAGUUUCAUUGAGAAGAAGAUGCACAGCUGUAACUGCAGAAUGGAUGUGUCCAAAUGGGCACACCGUUUGGAAGUGGAGCUCCCAGCGCUACUAUAAAAGUGGUAUGCUGGCAGGAGACUUCAUGCUGGGUGUUAAUGUCUUAUUGUCUGGAAAUGACUUCCGAAAAGUGGCGCUUCUCUUUAAAUUUAUGAAUAUGGGAAUGAUUGAUGCCAGAACAUUCCACAAGAUCCAAGAUGGCUUCUGUGUGGAUAACAUUGCCGACUUCUGGAAGAAAGACACUGAGGGGAUCAUUAAUGAGUUAAAAGAGAAAGAUCCUGUUGUGUUGCUUGGUGAUGGUCGGAUGGAUAGUCCAGGAGUUUGUGCACAAUACUGCACGUACGCCAUGAUGGACAAUGAGACAAAGAAGAUUGUUUACAUGCACAGCUCUGACAAACGAGAGACCCGAACAAACUCUGUCUCCACGGAGAAGCACUGUUUCCUAAAAUGCAUGGACAAAAUCAUGAAAGACUUGACAGUCAAAGAAGUUUGCACUGAUGCACAUUCUCAGAUAUCUUCACUGUUCAAGAGUGGAGAAUACAAAGACAAAGGAAUAAAACACUCACUGGACGUCUGGGAUGGUGCUAAAAAUCUCAGCAAAAAGAUUUUGGCUGCUGGACGUCAAAAGGAGUGCUCCUUGCUGCUCACCUGGAACAGGGAUAUAACAAACCACUUCUGGUACUGCUGUAAAAGAGCUGAAACAUAUGAACACUUCAUGGACCUGUGGACUGGACUUUUACAUCAUGUGACUGGUGUUCAUCAGCGGUGCUUUGGCUCUUGUCGUCAUGACCCGUUGGAAAGCGAAAGGAACAAGCCACUGAUUCCAGAGGGCUCUGUGGCUCACCAGCGGCUGCGUGAUUUAAUGAUGGAUUCACGAUGGCUGAAGACUGUCACAAAGUUCCUGUCUUUUAGGUCCACUGCAGAGCUGGAGUCAUUCCACAAUCAUGUCUUGAUGUACGCUGGAAAACGCUUUGCAUUCUCCAAGAAGGUUUAUGAGGCACGAGUCUACUUGGCAUCGCUGGACUACAACAAUCAUCUAAACAGAGGACCCAGGAGGACAAAGGACGGCUCCACACAAAAGGGAAAGCUUUACAACAAGAGGACAAAGAUGUGGCGUUUGUGCACAUACAAAGCCCCAAAAGAGUACAAAUACAUCCAUGAUCUGCAGGCACUUAUUCUGCGAUCAAGGCUUUUGUAUCAAAGAGGAAUGGCUGAUAGUCACCCAUCAAGACCCGAUGAUCCACAAAGACUUGGGCCUCUAGCAGACGACAUUACCCCGACAAUACAAGAGCUGGACCAGCAACAGGUCUGCAGAUUGCUAUGUGUCCAGCUCCACUCUCUGAGUUCUGAUCUGACUCUGCAGAUUAAAGAAGAAUACGACAUCAAACAGGAGGAGAUUCAGCUGCAAGUGUCUGGCCCAGAGUUUAGUGCUGUGAGUGUGCAGACAGAAGAGUCCUCACUGCUUCAAGAAAUAAAAACUGAGCAGAGAGAGGACACACAGGGAGAGGACAUCAAAACAGAGACACAGGUCCACAGUGAGGACAUGAAAGCAGAGACACCGGUCCACGGAGGGAGGACACAGAGCAAGGAGAGGACAUCAGAGCAGAGACACAGACUGGAGACCUCCAACCAACUGUUCAGCUGCACACAUGGACACAGGGGCUGA